Molecule: messenger RNA, 1473 nt
Organism: Thermothielavioides terrestris NRRL 8126
Lineage: Eukaryota; Fungi; Ascomycota; Sordariomycetes; Sordariales; Chaetomiaceae
Exons: 4
Coding region: 1-1473 (490 amino acids)
Source: RefSeq, a predicted model, not a curated record
AUGAAGUCGGCGCUGACGGCCGGCCUCGUUGCCACCCUCCUGUUUCCCAGAUCCGCCCUUGCUGGAGAGGACAAGUGCUCCAAGGCGGUGUAUGGCUCCAACCGCGUCACCUGCAACAUCGAGGUUGCCGAGACCAACGUACACACUGUUCCUCAGGAGCGUGGUCACCGCAAGUCUAAGUCUCGCGACGAUGACUUCGGUCAGGUCGAGGUGUGGCGCACAGUCAAGACAUACACGUGGUCCUUCCUCUGGAACUACGUCAUGACCGACGACUGUCCCAAAACCACGGCCCAACUGGCGGCGAUCCUGCCGGUGCUCGGCAGCACGCAGCACGCAGUGAGCUGCCGGGUUCAAGUCAGAUGGGGCCUCAACAAGGCCAGCCAAGGGAACUCGUCAUGGGAUUUCGCCGGCUCCGCUCAAAUUGCCGCCAAAGACUUGCCGGUCAAGAUGGAGUGGCCGCUGCCCGCGAGCUACGAUCGCCCUGAGGGCCUCGCUUCUGCGAAGGAGUGGGGCGUCAAGUACGAGUCGGCGAACAGUGGUGCCUUGAACACGCUUUCGGUCAACGGGGGUUCGCAUCGUGACUUUUCUCAGUCUUGGGCCCGUCCCGACAAGGAGGGCAAGGAGGGCAAGGAGGGCAAGGAGGGCAAGGAGGGCAAGAAGGACAAGGCGGACAAGAAGGGCAAGAAGGGCCAGCAGGAGCAAAACCACAACGGAGGCACCAGCACCAUCAGGGCCUACACGCGUGCUGGCGGCCAUUACAACACCAAGAGCCUGUAUUCCUGCUGGGUCUCUGAGGGUCACCUCCGCAAAAUUCGCACCGAGAUCACUCCUGGACGGACGUCGAAUCUUCUGAACGGUCAACAAGGUUUCGACGAGAACAACUCGCACCAGGAGCUCAAUUAUCCGGUUUAUCCCUACCAUGAGCACGCUUGGGCUUCGUGCGAGCCCCAGGUCCCUGCGCAUUGUGGCGAGGAUUGCGAGGGUCCGGCUUGUGAGUCGGGCAACAAGGCUGAGGAUCACUGCCAAGGUGACGACUGCGCUGGGCGCCAGGAGGAUGAGGAUGAUUGCCAUGACGGACACUGCAGCGGCAGACAGCACGAUCAUGACGACAACAAGGAUGAUGAGUGCCAUGGCGGAAACUGCGUAUCUGAUCGUUGCCACCAAGGGUCUUGCGUCCACAAGCACGAGGUUGCCGAGGCGUGCUACAGCCGCAUCUGUGGUCACCGGGGCGCGGCAGCGCACAGUUGCCACAAGGACUCGUUCGGCGACGACAACAAGUCUGACGACGGCAAGUCUGACGACGGCAAGUCUGACGACGGCAAGUCUGGCGACGGCAAGUCUGGCGACGGCAAGUCUGGUGACGGCUUGGAUGAUGCCUGCGAGGACCACUGCAGUGACGACGAUGGCAAAUCGGAUGGUCACUGCGAUGAUGAUGAUGAUGGCUGCGAGGUGAUUUGCGGAAGAUCUUGUUAG